CAUUACACUCCAGCAAAAACAUGAACGCCAUCUGUUCUCAGCUUCCGUGAAACCCGAGCCGAGUGGACGAAGAUGGUGACCAAAAAGAUUCGCUCCGAGUACAUGAAGAAAUUUAAAGACCCCAAAUGGGAGACUUACACAAAGUGUUAUGAGGAGCUGCUGAAAUACAGGGUGAACCGCAGACUCCUGGAGCAAUCACACAAGCCCUGGUUCUGGAAUGGCUCUGAUACUGACUCAGAUUCUGGAGAAGGAAAUUCAACUGAGAGAGGCGAAGACCCUGUGGCGGACCAGCUAGAGGAGUGCCAGGGGGCCAGGACAGAUGUACCCAGACUGCCCUUGUUGGAGGACGAGCAGGAACAUGGCUUCCGUGAUGAUGGAGUCAGAGAGUCACGUGCACCAGAGGAGCACAGAGGAGCGUGGAGUGGUAACCAACACAAAAAUGACACUCAGAGGGAACCACAAGCAGAAAAAGACCCCACAGUCCCACAGCUGCAGCUGAUUAAACCAAGGAGGCUUUCCAAGUUGUCACGUCUCCAGCGGGCGCAGCAGACCACGCGUCAGCCUCCUAACGAGGACAGUAAACAUCCCUUCGCCCUGUAUGCUUCUGGUGAAAAGGAUGCUGACAUUGCAGGCAGAAAGACGCACAAUGUCCUCCCUGUUGCUUCCACCAAUGAGAUUCAUGCAUCUGCUCUUAGGGCCAAGAUCAGGAGGGAAGCGGAGCGACAGGUCCACACCGAAAGAAGCGAGCGCCGCAGAAACAGGUCGGCGGAUAUGCUCAAAGCCAGAAAGACUGUUCAGCCUGAGUUUAACCCAUGGCUCACCGAGUACAUGCGCUGCUUCUCUGCUCGCGCCCGAUGAAACCCACUCUCAGAUAACAACACGAAGCCAAUAUUUGUGGCUGUUAUUCAGCUCACAAACAGUGAAAGUUACUCUGUGGCUCUUUUAACAUGAACAAUAGUGGCAAUCGCCAUAUAAUCAUUAUGGGUACCAAUAGAUAUUUAGGAACGAUGAAGCCAUACUUGGGGCCGCUCGGUGGCCGAGUGGUUAGCAUGUUGCCCCACACAGUCAGGAGAUGUGGAAGACCUGUGUUGGAGUCUCUGUGUGGAGUUUGCAUGUUCUCCCUGUGCGUUCGUGGGUUUUCCCCGGGUACUCCCCUUUCCUCCCACAUUCCAAAAACAUGCAUGUUGGGUUCAUUGGCUCUAGCCAAAGUCAGCUGGGAUAGGCUCCGGCAUACCCCCGCAACCCAAGUGAGGAUAAGCAGCAUAGAAAAUGGAUGGAUUGGGAUGGAAGCCAUACUUGAGUCAGGUCCUUUUUAAAAGACACACAGUCUAAAAGGUGGGACUAUUUUUCCAAAAUAAAACUGCAUGACAAUGUCAUCUGGAAAGCCACUUUGCUCAGAAUGUUCGUGUCACAGAAAACACUCAGACACAUCAGACUUUUGUUUGUGUUGGACAUAUAGAAAUAUGUCGUAGUAGUACAUGAACUGGUAAUGUUUUGCAUUGGCUGUUCACUAGUUGUGCUAAUGUGCUUGUACACUAACCAGCCUGAAAGCUGAAUGUGUGGUGUCAUACAUGCAGCUCAUUCACUUACGUAGUCAUUAGAAUUGUCAUAAAAAACUGGCUCAGGAAACCAAUUUUCUGGAGCGUAUUUUGUGGCACGUUUACUCUUCAACCGUAGGAACUAAAAGCCAAUUCAUUUAGCCUUUAAACAUAACAUGAAGUUAGCUUAUUAGGUUUGAGAAGCGUUUAUUUUUCUCAAGCCGCUGCACCUUCCCCAAAGUCUUAUUGCGCCUCCCGGGGGAGACCUUCCUCACAUUUUGAAACCCCUGGCUUAGGAGGUCAAAUUAGAGUGAACAUACAGACAAAAUAGGCUGUUUGGCUCAUUUAUAACCAAAUACUUUUUCUAUUUAAGGAGCCAAAAAAUGUUGGUGCUUACACUUAACAUAGAUCAUAUCAGUCCUUGAGGAUGAACUUGUCUGUGCCAUGUAAGGACAUUUAAUAAUGAUAUUAAUACCAACAUCAAGUCAGUUCAGGCUAUAGUUAACUUGUGCUGCACAUGAACUUUUUGUUGUUGCACCUAUUGAGGUCAGCAUUACUUUUUAUGACCGAGUUUUAUUGUUCAAACUCUACAGUGUAAUUCUGUAAAAAAAAAAGAUAUUUUUUGAACAAAUAUGUGAAAUUUUGUGCAAUAUGUCUGACAAUCUUGAAGGUGAAUCUGAGGGGGUAUCAACGGGAUCUGUCUCUGAUUUAUUCCACUUUUUCUUGACUUUUUAUUAGAGAUGUAUGAGUUGAAAGGGUUGGUUCUAUUUAGCAUUUAGAAAACCUUUUUUUCAGCAGUAAUCCCACUUUGAAUCAAAUUGCUGCACAACACAUGAAAUGUUUCUUUACCUUUCAACCUUUUAAUAAAUCGUGUUCCCACCUGUCUCUUUGUUUCUAUAC
Messenger RNA from Dunckerocampus dactyliophorus (ringed pipefish), 2438 nucleotides. RefSeq names its product centriole, cilia and spindle-associated protein b (gene ccsapb). Lineage: Eukaryota; Metazoa; Chordata; Actinopteri; Syngnathiformes; Syngnathidae. The record is from RefSeq and is a predicted model, not a curated record. Bases 73 to 858 code for a protein of 261 amino acids. Gene Ontology annotation, molecular function: microtubule binding. Gene Ontology annotation, cellular component: ciliary transition zone; centriole; spindle. Gene Ontology annotation, biological process: regulation of mitotic spindle assembly. The transcript has 5 exons.